This is a messenger RNA of Cyclopterus lumpus (lumpfish), 2715 nucleotides long. It is a transcript of the gene omgb, whose product is annotated as oligodendrocyte myelin glycoprotein b. The record is from RefSeq and is a predicted model, not a curated record. The transcript has 3 exons. Bases 100 to 1206 code for a protein of 368 amino acids. Gene Ontology annotation, biological process: neuron projection regeneration. Gene Ontology annotation, molecular function: protein binding. Lineage: Eukaryota; Metazoa; Chordata; Actinopteri; Perciformes; Cyclopteridae.
AGCCACAACAUCCACAGCAGCCGGAGGAAAGAGGCCGAGAGACUCCGACGGACUGCAGGAGGACCCGACGGGAGGGAUGACCGACCGCCGCUAGAGAGGAUGAGAGCCCCGACCGUGACCGCCUGCCUCCUGCUGCUGUGUGGGCUGCAGGGGGGCCGGGUGGCGUCCAUCUGCCCCACCGUGUGCACCUGCACCCGGGGACACCGCGUGGUGGACUGCUCCUCCCGAGGCCUGACCAAGCUGCCGCCCGGGCUGCAGCACAACAUCAACUUUGUCAACCUCUCGUUCAACAGCCUGCAGGGUCUGGAGAGCCAGCUCACCCACUACGCCCAUCUGAGGACCCUGGACCUGUCCUACAACCGCCUGGAGACGCUGCCCCCCGCCCUGCCGCGCUCGCUGUGGGACAUCCGGGCGGCGGGGAACCACCUGCGCUCGCUGGACAAGAACGACACGGCCUACCACUGGAACCUGAAGGUGCUGGACCUGUCGGACAACGAGCUGGAGAGGGUGGUGUUCAUCAACAACACGCUGCCGAGCCUCCGGGCCCUCAACCUCAGCCACAACCGCUUCUGGACCGUGCCCACCAACAUGCCGCACAACCUGGAGAGCGUCGAUCUGUCGCACAACUACCUGGUGCAGAUCCUGCCGGGCUCGCUGGACCGGCUGCCGAGGCUGGCUCUGUUCUACCUGCACGCCAACCGCUUCUCCUGGUUGCCGGACGGGGUGUUCGAGAAGCUGGCGGCGCUGGAGGUGAUGACGCUCGGGGACAACCCCUGGGCUUGCGAGGAAGAGGAGAACAUCACGAAGCUCCUGACGUGGGCUGGGCAAACCCGUGCCACCGUCUUGGGCUGCCCCUGUUACACCAAACCUGUCUGUGGGCGCCAGGCGACGCCGGGAAGGGAGCGGCACUCGGCGCUGUUCACGGAGCCGCCGCUCUGGGUUGACGGUCCGUCUCCUGGUCACCAGGCCAAUUGGGCCCUCUUCGAGACGGGGGAGGAUCAGGACCGCCGGGGAGCGAACGACUCGGGGGACCGCGAGUCGUUCGGGUGGGCGCCUCCCACCGACUCAGGCAGCUUCUCCACACGACCGCCUUCUACCGAGCAGCCCCGAGCGCCGACUUCCAGGAACAAGAGUCACGGACUCCUCAGUAACACUCAGACGGUCCCGCUGGUGAUUUUAGUCCUGACGGUGUUCAACACCUUCUGAACCACAAGUACUGGAUCCAGAAGCUACUGGAAACUCCACGUAGCUCAUUCAUUUUCAUUUCUCUGACUGUUACUGCCUUCAUCAAGUGUAUCUUCAUGUUUUAAUGUCUCUGAAGUGUAUAAGACUAAACUACUAAAUAUCUGAACACAUGGUUGAAGAGGAGUCUAUGCAGGAUGUCCAAAAUACAUGACAUCACAUCCACCGUGUGGGCGAGCAGUGAGGUCCAGAAGACUGAAUGAACGGCUGCUUUAGUGGAAGUGGGACCCUCUGGGACUGGUUGGAGGUGUCCCAGUACUACACAAUGAAUCCAACGGGAUCUCACGCAGCAAUGAAUCCCAUAAUCCCAUGAAAACAGUAGUUUCAGCAUCAGAUCAAAUUGACAGCAGGCGGUGACCUCCGGACCGCCGAAGGAAAAGAACUUAGUGGAUCCUGAAGUCAAAGUAUUCAACUAAACCAGACCUGAACCAGGACUGCAGGACUAUUUGUGGCAUGAAAGAGAAACUGAACUCAAACUGAACUCCACCCCUCAGUGUUCAACCGUCUAUUUUCUAUCAAUCUCAAAAGAUCAAAAACUACCAACUAUGUACAAAAUGUCAUUAAAGUGAGUUUCAAACCCUCCAGACAGACUGUUGACUGAACAGAGAUUCCACAUUUUUAAAAAACACACGAAGAACAAAGCGAUUGAUUAUUAACACAAACAAAAUAAAGACAGAUGAUCGGGAAGAAUGACAGUUCAGUGGAUCAGAUUUUUUAGUACGUUUGCCUCAAUCAGAGAUCCGUUAACGCGAGUCAGCUAAUUGAUGUUACACAUAACAUCCUGUUUGAAAUGUACCAAAUGUACCAAAUGUGUCCGAUAUCGCAAUCAAUACAGCUGAUGACACAGCUCAGAUCAGCUGGUGAGAGAAGGUCCUGAAUAACUUCAGCCUCAGCUUUAAGGGGCAUCAGAUUUGUGUUUUUGGUCGGUCUACAUUACGCACAUCAACCCACAACCUAUACAAAUAUAUAGCAGCUAUAAAUAUAUAGCAGCUAUAAAUAUAUAGCAGCUCAAACGGGUCCUAAAAAGCUGGGUUGAAGCGUAAAAUGGAGUGAAAUGGUGAAUGGACUUUUACUUGUAUCGAGCUUUUCUAGUCUCAGCACUACAGUCACACCAGGAUGGAACAGCUACCAUUCAAAGGUGCCACCAUUGGGUCCAGCUACCAUUCAAAGGUGCCACCAUUGGGUCCAGCUACCAUUCAAAGGUGCCACCAUUGGGUCCAGCUACCAUUCAAAGGUGCCACCAUUGGGUCCAGCUACCAUUCAAAGGUGCCACCAUUGGGUCCAGCUACCAUUCAAAGGUGCCACCAUUGGGUCUUAAAUAUUCAUUCACACCAACGGGAGUCAGAACCACGCCUGUGAUUCAGCACCACUGAAAGGAACCGGGCGAUAAGGCGGUCCUACCUGCGGGCCACGUAGUAGAACACAGGGUUGCCGGUCUUGGAGGUUCCUGCCUGGUAGAAGAUGUUGAGGGUC